AUGACCGCAGGCCUGAGUCCCGCGUCCGUCGCCGCCCUCCAAAACCUCAAAGCCUACACCCCCCCAGCACCCAGCGUAUACGCAUCGCUCCCGCACCCCCGCCGCGCCGCCGUGCUCCUCCUCCUCUUCGCCGACGCGGCCGGCUCCCUGCGCGUGCUGCUGACGCGGCGCGCCGCCGGCAUGCGCACCUAUGGCGGACAUGCUGCGCUGCCGGGGGGACGGGCGGACGAGGGCGAGACUGGGCCUUGGGUUACGGCGAGGAGGGAGGCGUGGGAGGAGGUGGGGCUGCCGCUGGAUAGUGGUGGUGAUGAUGGUGGUGAGAGUGACCCGGGAGCCAGCCGUCGUGGGAAGGAUGGUGGUAGGAAGGGAAGCCGCCUCCCCAGGCCCUGGCGCGUCGUCCACCUCUGCGAGAUGCCAACCUACCUCGCGCGCACCGAGCUGGCCGUAAAGCCAUGCGUCGCAGUGCUAGUCGCGGACCGCACCACCACCACCUCCUCCUCCUCCUCAAACCCAACUUCAACACAACACCCUCCCCAACCCCCCCUCCCAACAGCAGAAGACGUCCUCCUCCCCCGCCUCAGCGCCCACGAAGUCUCGGCCGUCUUUUCCGCGCCGCUGCACGCGUUCCUGCGCGCUGAUGGGCGGGGGAUCACGAAUGCCACAGACACCACCACCACCACCACCAGUACAGAAACCGAGAAAGGAGGGGGGAGAGAGGGAGAAGGUGCACUGCCGCCCUGGUAUCGCGGCGAGUGGACCACCUGGCGCGGCAUGCGCUGGCGCACCCACAGCUUCUUUGUGCCGCGGCGCGGGCAGAGGGUUGUGUACCAGCACGCGGCACAAACCCCUCGCUCGUCCUCCUCCCCCUCGUCCUCUUCCUCUUCCUCUUCCUCGUCGUCCUCGUCAUCCUCCACCCCACCCCAACCCCACGACACCCAAGCCCCCCGCCCCGCCCGCAUCCCCCCCUCCGCAGCCGACCAAGCCCGCGCCGCGCGCGCGUUGCCUUCUUCUUCCUCUUCAUCAACUUCCACAAACCCCUCCCCCACAACACCCUCCCAAUUGGAAGAAGAAGAAGAAGGCCAAGAGACAGGCUUCCUCGUCUUCGGCCUAACCGCACGCAUCCUGCUCGACGCGGCACGCAUCGCGUAUGCCGGGACCUCGCCGGACUUUGAGCACGAGGGGCGGGUUGGGGACGAGGGCGCUGUGAGGGGGGUUUUGCUUGGGACUGCUUCUGCCGAUAGGCAGGAGCUGCAGGAGCUGCAGGGCAGGAGGGGGAGGGGGAGGCUGUGA
Messenger RNA from Aplosporella prunicola CBS 121167, 1290 nucleotides. RefSeq lists its product as uncharacterized. The record is from RefSeq and is a predicted model, not a curated record. Gene Ontology annotation, molecular function: acetyl-CoA hydrolase activity; coenzyme A diphosphatase activity. Lineage: Eukaryota; Fungi; Ascomycota; Dothideomycetes; Botryosphaeriales; Aplosporellaceae. Gene Ontology annotation, biological process: coenzyme A catabolic process. The transcript has 2 exons. The coding region runs from base 1 to 1290 and encodes 429 amino acids.